Messenger RNA from Fusarium mangiferae, 1623 nucleotides. RefSeq lists its product as uncharacterized. Gene Ontology annotation, molecular function: oxidoreductase activity; FAD binding. The record is from RefSeq and is a predicted model, not a curated record. The coding region runs from base 1 to 1623 and encodes 540 amino acids. The transcript has 2 exons. Lineage: Eukaryota; Fungi; Ascomycota; Sordariomycetes; Hypocreales; Nectriaceae.
AUGGCCGAUUUCAACAUCUUAAGCAAGACGCUCAGCGCCGAUCAGGUUAUUCUCAAGGGCGAAAAAGGAUACGAGGAAGCCAUCAAUAUUGGUAACCUCAUGUAUCGAUACACAACUCCAGCUGCUGUGGUCAAAGCGAAGUCUGAAAAUGAUGUCAAAUCGACGAUUGUCUUUGCACACAAGAAUAAACUUCGUGUCACUGUCAAGAAUGGAGGCCACUCAUACAUGGGCUACUGUCUCAACGAGGGCGGAAUUGUCCUUGAUCUCAGUCGCAUGAACACAUGUCACAUUGACAACGAAAAGAUGCUUAUACACAUGGAUGCUGGCCUUAUCUGGAAGGAAGUCUACAAUAAGUAUCUUGAAGACAAGCGUAACAUUGUCAUUGGUGGCCAAUGUCCCUAUGUUGGAGUCAGUGGUUUCACCCUUGGAGCCGGACUCAGCCCUUUCUCACGAAGCUAUGGCUUAGGCUGUGAUAACCUCGUUGAGAUGACCAUUAUCACAUGGGAUGGAAACAAGAUCACUGUUUCCAGGGACGACGAGGAUGCCGAAAAGAAAGAGUUGUUCUGGGCCCUGGCCGGAGGUGGUGGCGGUAACUUUGGUGUUACAGUCAGUAUGACUAGUAAGUUUCAUAAGCUCAACGAUGAAAAAGGACAUGUGGUUUGUGGUAGGCUGGUCUGGAAUCUUCCUCAGCAGAAGGAAGAUUUUGAAGACAUGAUGAACGCUUUCAACACGACAAAAUGCCCGAAUGCGCUGACUCUUGAUGCCUUCUGGUCCCAUACCAAAAAUAAACAGCUCACCGGUAGCAUGACCGUCAUUUACAACGGUGCAAUGGGCAUAGCGAGGGAGGCUUUGGAGUAUUUGCUGGCUUUCAAUCCGUCAAUCAUUGAACUCGAAGAAAUGGAAUGGACUAAUUGGGUGCACAAGUCCGAGGGUUGGGACCCCAAGAGCAAGGUCUUCCAUCAUCAUGCAUCUUUCAUCUUCGCCGAAGGGGCUAUCACUCGAGAGCUCACUGCGAAAAUCUCCCGCAUUGUUGAGGAGGCAACAAAGGUGGUUGGCAUUACUGAGGAUAACGAGUCAAAUAGUCCGAAGUGUCAUGUACUUUGGGACCAUAUUGGCGGUGCGACGGAGGAGGGCAUUGCUUCGGAUGCGACGCCGUUCCCCUGGCGUCAAGGCCACUAUGUCUCCAACAUUAAGAUGCAGUGGACCUGUCCAAAGAAGACCAAACAAGUCCAUGAUUUCAUCAGAAAGUGUCAAGCCGAGCUUCUUCCCUACGCGAUUGAGCAGAAAGCCGCUUAUAUCAACUACAUCGAUAGAAACGUCAGAAACUGGCAGGAGGCGUAUUACGGCGCCAACUACCGACGACUGCAGGAGAUCAAGACUAAGUGGGAUCCUCACAACGUCUUCUGGAACUGGCAAUCCAUUGAACUCAUCAAAGAUGGCAAGACGGUCCCUAACCCUGGCAGUGUAGAGGAAAUGGAAAGCUGGUGGAAGGAAUAUGCUCCCCUGGUUGAUCCAGAGAGUAUGUCUUGGCCAGAGACGGAGCAGGAUGUUUAUGAGAGGGAUGCUAAACUUCGGAAGAGGAUUUGUAGUGAUGUUCAGCUUAAUGGAACUGUAACAGCUUAG